AUGUGUUCGCCGCUUUUUUGCCUAGAUCAGCCAGCCUUGGAAGAGGUUGCCAAGGUUGGCGAUUUUGUGGGCAUCCAAGUGACAGAUCCUACAGUGAACGCUAGCUUGCCACCCCGGGACUCUGCACAAGUCCUCGAGGAUCAGAUUUACACGCCAGGUUCCACGAUGGGAAAGAAGAUCGCCGUGGUCUACGCGCUGCUUUCCGUGCCUUUGCUUCCAGUUCCAAUGGCCGCGGCAGAUCCUCUAGAGAUGUCUGUGUCCCACCAGCAGGUCUUUGGCCUCGCCCUUCAAAUCUUGUCCACAAAUGUCCGCUGGCACGCCGUUCGCUUCAUGAUGGGCCCAAAGACGCUCUUUCGCAUGCAGACGACACUGCUGAAUCUUGCGGCGAUCGGCCUGAACGCGCUCUUGACGGUGGUCUGCAUUGCCCUCAUCAUCCAGUAUCUCGAAGGAACUUUCCACAAGGGCAUCUACCGCGUCUCUGCCGCCGUUGUCCACGGCAUCGGGACGCUGAUCGUGCUGGGCUGCUUCAUUGCGUACAUCCUGGAGGUGCUGGAAUUGCUCCUCCCUGCCAACGUGUGGGAGUCCGUAGCUGUUCGUCAGCUGGAUGCUGUGGGAGGCAACGGCAUUCCCCUUUUGGCACAGGCGAGCCGGGGGAGUGGUGUAAGCAUCGGGAUCUUCAUCAUGGGAGGCGGCGUGCUCUUCCAGGUGAGCAUGUCCACACUUCCACAUGCGUAUGCGCAUGCAGUCAUACGUUACAAGCUGACCCGCAAUGCAGUGCUCGUCCAAAGAGCGGUGCAGUUCAAUUCUGCGUUGCGUAAAUUCAGCCCCUCCCCAGCCCACGAAGCUGGAUCCACCGAGAUCAUCGCUGCUGUGCUCCUGGUCUUCUUGAAGCUCGGGGACGAACAGACUGAAGAGGACGUGCACGCCGAGGUCGACGAAUUCGGUGGCAUGAUGCACUACAGGGAAUUAGUUUUUCAGACAGGUGGGGAGGUCAGUUUUCAGCUCAGAGAAGACCUUCGGGUCGCCUUACCGUCGGAUCACAAUGCCCUGACCUUGUGUGGCAAGUGGGUGGUCGAUGGGUCUAAGCUUUGGAAUGACCAGGCGGCCACCCAGCUCUUCUCCUUCUACCAGUCUAAGUACUCAGACAAGCAGGGGCGGAUUCCGCGUUACUUCACCCAGCUAAUUCAAGGGGAUCAACCACUUCCUGACUCAUGGAAGAAAGGGGUGCAAGCCGCAGAUGGGGUUAUGGCGGCUCAGAGCACGAUGCAACUGCUAAGACAGGUGAAGGGAUCGGCAUACGUUGCCAAAAUAGACAUUAGAGCGGCGUUUGACAGCCUUAGCCAGGCAGCCGUCUUGGUGUGGCUGCUCAGGUGCCAGCCCGCCAAGGAAUGCGAUGUCCUCUACAAACUACUCAGCGGUACAAGGGUUGAGCUGUCCCUGGCGGGGCAGACCCGCAGCAUCGACCUGUGUCGGGGGCUUAUGCAGGGGACUGCAUACUCAGCUGAUGUCUUCUCUCGGGUCAUGGACUACUUCCUUUCUCCUUUGUCUGACCGUUUUGAUGAACUGUUUCCAGGUUGGACAUGUCCCAAUCUAGGUCUUCCGCAUUUCAUCAUUUACGCCGACGACAUCAUGUUGUUUGCAGACACUCCGGUCGCUCUCCAGUUUAAGCUCCAAGAAGUAGUUGACGUUUUGGCUACCAUAGGAAUUUGGUUACGAGGCCGAGCGCUGCCUCUGCAAGUAGAGAGUGCCUUGGUCUUCCUCGGCAUUCCGCUGGCUCAUACCAAUAAUGUACAAAGCAUUAUGUCGCACCUCAUGCGAAGGACGAGCAAGGCGUAUUAUGGCUUCAAACGAAUCAUGGAUGCGGGUGAAGCCCCCAUCUCGGUGCGCCUGCAUAUCUUUGAGACCUUUAUAACGGCUAAAUGGGCGUGGGCCUCGCCCGUUAUGGUACCCACCCGUACCAUGCUCAGGUCACCUCUCGAGGACCCCCCACCGCCAGCCUAUGAAGCGCCUUCUCAAUUUUUGCAGCAGACCCAAUGGAGCAACCAUUGUACCCAAUGGGUGAAUCACUGGAUUGACAAGGAUGUGGAAGGUCUUUUUCUCUGGGGCAAGACCCACGGCAAUCAGUGCAUGAUACUUUGCAUGUCAGGCUGGCCUACAAGGUUCUUGGAAUUUGUCAACACUUUGGACAAGCAGGUGCUGGAAGUGGCAAGCUCGCUUGCUAAGGAAGUUGGUGGACCUGUUGCCUUAGGGGCAUUCGUGAGAGUGAAAGCGGGAGUCAGAGUGCUCUCCCGAGCGUACCCUGAAACCACGAAGCUGCUCACGGCGUUUCUGGCCUCAGAGUUCCCUGGAGACUUCUUUCUUGCAAUACAAGUUCAGGUUGAUGUGGAUAAGCCUCCCCACAACGAUGUGCGCAAUACCUCGAUGCCCACUCUCCUUGUCAAUCUUUCCAAGGGAGCACCUGGAGGCACCUGGGUUGAGGCCCCCAACGGUGAUGAGGUGGUCCGCUGCCCAGAUGGAGUGUCCCGCCGUGGGACCAUCCUACGUGGACAUCGAUACAGACUCAACGCAAGGCCGUCUUCCACUGAGAUGCCCUCUCUGUGGGUGGUCCUCAAGGCCACGGUCAUGGAGCAAGCCGAAGCACUUUGGCAGGCGACUCCCUUGACGUGGACAUAUGUUGCGAUGUUCUUCGCUGCACUCGCUGCGAUUCAGUGCCUGAAGAUGCUCUGGCGCCGACGUGGAAGGUUCUUCCGCUCCUCGGCCCAUGGCCCUCCAGCGAGCCAGGGAGUGAACACGACGGACCAUGAUGUGUCUACUCAAGCUGCAACGACGGCCGGAACUCAAGCAACCACGAUUGCCGGCGGAACAUUGGCCCCGGGGUCGGGCACAACACUGCCACAGCAAGUGGUGGACUUCAUCAUUGAAGAGGUCCUGCGCAUCGUCGAGUCCAAGAUGGGAGAUAUUGCAAGGAUGGGAGACAUGGGCCUGGUGGACAAGCUUUCUGCAAUGCUGAGUGAAUUGAUGAAUUCAGCGAAUUCGACGUUGCACCUGAAGAUUGAUGCAUUGGACUCGGCUCUGCAGGACACCAACACCCGCCUUACUCGGCGAUUUCAAGUCGUCGAUGCGGCCCUGGAGAAGAUCACGGACAUCGUCUUCCCCCUCAAGGACUUGCUUCCCCGUGUGGACAAGCUGAACGGCCUCUUCAAGGAAAUUCAGGAAAUCCAGGACAUGCUAGGCGCGAUGCAGAAGGUGGUAGACACGAUCGUGCCUAGUGUACAAGGGGCGAGCAAGGCGGAACAAGCCCGCUUUGCCACACUGGAUGGUGCACUGAAGAGCAAGAUGGACUCGGUCCAGGCAGCCCUGGAAGCGGUCGUCAAGACGGCUGCCACACAAAGCACGACGACCCUUGACAAGCUGGAAGAGGCUAUCCCCCGCCUGCAGAGUGCCAUCGCCAAGAUCGACAACAUGCCGGACAAAUUGGAUCGUACAGAAUCUCUGUUCAGGGAGAGGGUGGAAAACCUCCAGCAGCAAGUUGGGAGCCUUAUGGGUUCCACUCAGACAUACGCCAGAGAGGAAGCAGGGCAACUCCGCAACCUCAUCAAGGCCACAGAAGCACUACAGAACGCCAUGGUUGAGUUGAAGGCGGCCUUUGGGGCCCCUCCCGCAGACAGCCCUGGCAUCACCCCCAUGCUGGAGCUGGCCCGCAAUACAGACAGCGCUGUGCAGGAACUUGGUACAGUAGUGCAGGAGCUGUCAGUGGUGCUGACGGAGAUCAAGGACAAACUGCCAGAUCGACCGCCGUAUCGACCUCCUCCUACGCAGCAGUGCCCACAAGAAGCUCCGGUCGUCCCACAG
Molecule: messenger RNA, 3852 nt
Organism: Symbiodinium necroappetens
Lineage: Eukaryota; Dinophyceae; Suessiales; Symbiodiniaceae
Source: the annotation of a GenBank genome assembly